Molecule: messenger RNA, 2541 nt
Organism: Indicator indicator
Lineage: Eukaryota; Metazoa; Chordata; Aves; Piciformes; Indicatoridae
Gene: TPRN
Product: taperin
Exons: 4
Coding region: 1-2541 (846 amino acids)
Molecular function (GO): phosphatase binding
Source: RefSeq, a predicted model, not a curated record
AUGAGCAGCGCGGAGCCGCCGCUCGGGGCCGGGCCGCGGGCGCAGCCCGCCUGGAAGCGGGAGAUCCUGGAGCGGAAGCGGGCCAAGCUGGCCGGCUUGGCCGGCGGCGGCGAGCCGGAGCCCCCGGCUGGGGAGCGGCUGGUGGUGGCGGAGAGCCUGGGCCCGCUCCGCGAGAACCCGUUCAUGCGGCUGGAGAGCGAGCGGCGGCGGCUGCGGCAGGGGCUACCCGGACACGGCGGCGGGGCGGCGCGGCCGCUGCAGCAGCUGCUGGAGCUGUACAGCGCCGUGCCCGGCAUCCGCACCAUCCGCGCCGACAACAUCCUCAUCAUCGAGUCCCAGCCGGACGCUGCCGCCUGCUUCGCCGAUGGGGACGCGCUGCCCGGCCGCCGCAAGGACCGGGACCCGGCCGCCUCCUCGCCGCCGCGGCGGCCCGACCCCCUGCAGCAGCUGCUGGCCCGCCGGGGCGCUGCCCUCGCCGAGAUCUGCGCUGACCAGGUCGUCAUCUACGAGACGGCCGAGCCGCCCGAGGCGGCCGAGCCGGGCACUGUCAGCCGCCUCCUGGAGAAGUUCGGCCAGCGGCCGCGGGGCCGCCGACGCCGUGUCGGGGAGGCGCUGACCGGGCCCGGGCCCGGCGCCGCUCCAGGCGGGGUGGUUGCGCCUCCUCCGCAGGUGGGACCCGGUUCUCCCCGAGCCUCGGCCCCGAAGGCAAGACCGGGAUCUCCGCAUCCGCUGCCGGCUUCCCCCCGGGCUGCCACACCCCCGGCAGUGCCGGCCACCCCCCAGCCCGCUGCCCCGCAGGCGGCUCCUCCGCGGGCUGUCACCCCAAAACCUUCGGCCCCUGCUCCUCCCCGGGCUGUCACCCCCCAGCCCUCGGCCCCUGCUCCUCCCCGGGCUGUCAUCCCCCAGCCCUCGGCCCCUGCUCCUCCCCGGGCUGUCACCCCCCAGCCCUCGGCCCCUGCUCCUCCCCGGGCUGUCACCCCCCAGCCCUCGGCCCCUGCUCCUCCCCGGGCUGUCACCCCCCAGCCCGCGGCCCCUGCUUCUCCCCGGGCUGCAGUCACCCCGCAGCCCCCUGUCCCAGCAGCUCCUCGGGCUGCAGUCCCCCCGGUGGUCCCAGCCACCCCGAAGGCCGCAGCCCCCCAGGCCAACUGCUUUCUCCACAAGAUCGGCUCCAACUCCUUCACUGUCACUCCCCGGGGGCUGCCCCCUGGCAGCCGCAUUCCCGAGCCCGGUGCUGUCCCUGCCGGCCGGCCCACGCUGCCCAAGGGGCCACCAGUGCCAUCCACCAGCACUCCCCAUGCCAGAGCCAACGCCAGGAGGCCAAAGCCAGAGGAGGCAGAAGCGGCCGUGUCACCCUCGCCCAGUGCCAGCCUGGCCCCCAGUGCCACCAGCGCCACCCAGCCGCUCUCUGCCUCUGCACCCCGGGCCGGGGGCUCCUUCGAAAUCCACCCGGCCCCCAAGCCCGACCUGGCUGCCAUCCCAGCCCACGACCUGCAGGCCCAGGCCCUGGCCAAGCUGCGGCUGAAUUCACGCAAUACCUUCCUCUUCGUGCCCCGCCGGGAGGGCCGCUCGGCUCUGCCCACAGCCCAGAGCGCCAGGCCACGACCACCGCCACCGUCCGCGGAGGAGAAGGCAACGCAGGAGCCCCUGAGGGCUUCCGCCCCGCAGCAGGAGGAGCCUGUCGCUUCCUCACCGGCGCCUCUGGAUCCCUUGGUGCCAGUGACUUAUAUCGAUGACAUUGUGGAGCUGGACGGUGGGGAGCUUUCUCCGAGGGCCAGCACUGCUGCGAGGACAGGGAGCUUGACAGAGCAGCCUGGAACAGCUGGCCCUGACCUGGAGAUGGAGUUUUCCUCCGUGCCCCUCUACAGACCACACUCUGCCCCCCGCCAGAGGGGAGGCAGCACCUUCACUAUCGUGCCCAAAAGGAAGCCCCUUGCCUCGGGGCUGCAGGCUCUCACUGAUGCCAGCGGAAGGCUGCAGCAGGAGGAAGAGGAGGAGGAGGAGGAGAGCAAAGUAAAAGGCAAAGCUGUGGAGAGUGCUGAUGGUCCUCAAGCAGGGGUGUCCCAUAAAAAGCGCUACCCCACGGUGAAUGAGAUCGAAGUGAUUGGGGGGUACCUGUCCCUGGAGAGGUCCUGCAUAAGCAAGAGAGGCUCACGCCGCAAGAAGAUGAAGAUCUCUUUCAAUGAGACAAGCUUGCAGACUAUGUUUGAGUACCCAUCAGAGAGCUCACUGGCAGAAGAGGAUGAGGAGGAAGAGGAAGGACACGUUUCUGAAGCAGAGGAGGACAAGUCUUGCACCUUUCACAUUCCACACUCAAACAGCACUUUGCAUCCCAGCACACCUAACUCAGCAGAUUUAUCCAGCUACACCCCAAAGCACUCCGUGAAGUUCAGCGAGUGGCAGGAGCAGAAGUAUGAGGAGAUGCCUGCUGCAGAGGGUCCCCUCCUGAAGGAAGUUGAUGCCCGUGGGAACCAAGUGAUGCUCACCCCAGCGGAGAAGGGCAGCCUCUCGGAUUUCAGCAGCGAGCCUGCUCUCUACUUUUGA